UUUGGCGGAAAAAAAUAAUUAACUUAUCAAGAAAUGAAAUGGCUAGCGAGCUUGAUGAAAGAGCCCUAGAGGAUAUUAACACCGUUUUAGAAUAUGCUAAGCUAGAAUCGUCUGAUGUAAAGCCAACGGUACAGUGUAUUUAUUUCUCUGAACACCUUGACAAUCAGUCGUUCAAACUUUUGGAGGUGAAUGAUACAGUGCUGGAAACCUUAACAGAUGGAGGAAGAGUAGUAAUUAGAGGGAACUCAGAGGACAUGGCAGUACUUUGCACAAAAACAGCCACUUAUGAAAUAAAAGAGGCAGAGAUUUCGAAUUCUAUGUUGAUUGUUCCACAACUACACAUUGGUCCGGAUCUGGAUGAUUCAGGUCCCCAGAGACUCAAGGUUUCAAAGGUGACAUCUGUGAUGAAUAACUACUAUGAGCUGAGACCAUGCAAACCUAAAGUAUCAAAGCUGAAGAAACUACUGGAGGAGAACAUGUAUAGUGGUAGAGAGUGUGAACAGGACGAGGAGCAUCAGGGUCAUAAGUAUUCCUUUGAGGAUUUGCUGAACAUUGUCCAAGGAAGUGAAACAGAAAUUAAAGAAUCUUUGAAGAAACUUCAGGCUUGUCAAAUUGAAGGUCUAUGA
Molecule: messenger RNA, 626 nt
Organism: Saccostrea cuccullata (small rock oyster)
Lineage: Eukaryota; Metazoa; Mollusca; Bivalvia; Ostreida; Ostreidae
Product: sister chromatid cohesion protein DCC1-like
Exons: 5
Coding region: 39-626 (195 amino acids)
Biological process (GO): maintenance of mitotic sister chromatid cohesion; mitotic sister chromatid cohesion
Cellular component (GO): chromosome, centromeric region; Ctf18 RFC-like complex; chromatin
Source: RefSeq, a predicted model, not a curated record